AUGUUUUUCCAAAAGUAGAUCCAGGCUUUCCAAUAAAAUACUAAAUUAAUGCUAUUUAGUCUACUCUUGAUAUGUAAUCUUUAUCCCUUGCUCCGUUGCUAUUCCCUGACUGAUUAAUUUGUAUAAAUAAAGGCAGAGAAUAUAAUCAGAAUGAAAGCCAACAACACCUAAAGCAGUCCUCUAUAUAGUUCAUCAUCAUCCUUGUUCUGCAAAUCCAAAUGGGAAGCUCAUCCCCUCAGCUUCACAUUUUCUUCUUCCCUUUAAUGGCUCAAGGCCAUAUUAUACCAGUCAUAGACAUGGCAAAACUGUUUGCUUCGAGAGGUUUAAGAACAACCAUAGUCUCCACUCCUCUCAAUGCACAACUUCACUCCAACAAAAUCCAAAGAAUCAAAGAUAUGGGUAUCGAAAUCGAAGUGGUUCUAAUCAAAUUUCCAGCUUCAGAGGUUGGACUCCCCGAAGGAUGCGAGAGUUCCGAAAUGGCCACAACUCCAGAAAUGCAGCAAAAAUUCUUCAAAGCCACAACCAUGCUUGAAAACCAGCUUGAGCGGCUCAUUCAUGAACACCAUCCUCACUGCCUCGUGGCCGACGUGUUCUUCCCCUGGGCCACUGAUGUUGCUGCUAGAUUCGGGAUUCCGAGGCUCGUCUUUCAUGGGAUUGGUUUUUUCUCUCUUUGUGCUUCGCUCAGCGUAUUAAUGAACAAGCCUCAGAAGAAGGUGCUGGCUGAUUCAGAACCUUUUGACGUUCCUAAACUUCCAGAUGAGGUCAAGUUGACAAGAAACCAACUACCAACUUAUGCUGAAGGAAACGGUGAUACAGAAUUUUCCAGAUUGUUCAAAGAAGGUAAAGAGUCUGAGUUGAAGUCCUAUGGAGUAAUUGUUAACAGUUUCUACGAGCUUGAAUGCGCUUAUGCAGAUCACUACAGGCAGGUUCUUGGAAGAAAGGCUUGGCAUAUCGGUCCAAUCUCUUUGUUCAAUAAGACAAUUGGAAAAGACAACGAAAGUAGAGGAAUGGAAGCCUCCAUUGAUUGCCAUGAUGAUGAUCAAUACUGUCUGAAGUGGCUUGAUUCGAAGAAACCCGAUUCAGUUGUUUAUGUGUGUUUUGGAACCAUGUCCAAAUUCAAUGAUUCUCAGCUGCUUGAGAUUGCAGAGGGUCUUGAAGCUUCAGGACAGAACUUCAUUUGGGUUGUCAGGAAAGACAAGGCAGAGGAACUAAGAAAAGAAGAAUGGUUGCCAGAAGGAUUUGAGAAGAGAAUGGAAGGAAAGGGACUAAUUGUAAGAGGUUGGGCUCCACAAGUGCUGAUUCUUGAUCACGAAGCAGUUGGUGGAUUUGUCACUCAUUGUGGAUGGAACUCGACGUUGGAAGGAGUGUCCGCAGGGGUGCCAAUGGUCACUUGGCCGAUGUGGGCCGAGCAGUUUUACAAUGAGAAGUUGAUAACUCAAAUACUUGGAAUUGGGGUUGGUGUUGGUGCUAAAAAAUGGGCUAGAUUGGUAGGGGACAGCGUGAAGAGAGAAGCAGUGGAGAAGGCAGUGAUUCGGAUUAUGGUGGGUGAAGAAGCAGGGGAAAUAAGAAGCAAAGCCAGAGGCUUGGGAAAGAUGGCAAGAAGGGCUGUUGAAGAAGGUGGUUCAUCUAAUUCUGAUCUAAAUUCUCUUAUUGAAGAAUUGAGGUCACUUGGCUCUUCGACCUAGGCAAAAAAUUUUUCUUGUCUUCUAUCCUUAGUUGGAGGUUUUCAAAGGCGGUGUCAUAAACCAAAUGAUUAAAAAAUAUGGAUGAAUAAGAUAACCACUAUGUGACC
Molecule: messenger RNA, 1792 nt
Organism: Ziziphus jujuba (common jujube)
Lineage: Eukaryota; Viridiplantae; Streptophyta; Magnoliopsida; Rosales; Rhamnaceae
Product: UDP-glucose flavonoid 3-O-glucosyltransferase 7-like
Exons: 1
Coding region: 219-1685 (488 amino acids)
Molecular function (GO): UDP-glycosyltransferase activity
Source: RefSeq, a predicted model, not a curated record